CAAUAAUGUAGACUGUUGGCGAGAAAUAAUAUGGUAAAUAAAAAUGGUUAGUUUUGCAAGUGUGUAUAAACAGCAGGUGUGAUUGUCCGUACCCUUGUUUCUCUCUCUUCUCGCUCGCGCUCCUCCAUAGCCAAACAAACAGAGAAGAGAGAGAGGCUUAACAAAGGGAAAACGCGUAUUCAACGUCUCGCCGCCGUGAUUUUCAACGUUGCCCUCUUCUGAUUCUCCGCUGCGGGGCCAACAAUACCACCGGUGUCUCCCUGAUUUUGUCAUCGCGCUAUUUGAAUAUGUCCUUUUCUCAUUUAGGGUUCUUUUUCCGGCAAUGAAUCAACAUUCCUCUUUCUGAACCGUAACGAUCAUCCACGGAUUUUCGAUCUCCAAGGGUUAGGUUUAGGUCUGGGACGUCCCCACAAAUGGAAGCGUCCGGUGGAAAUUCGGACGCUUACAGGAGCUCUUCUUCUUCAUCAACGUCUUCAUUUUCGACUACUUCUAAUCAUUCCCGAAGAAAUGGGCUGCAUAUUUCUGCUUCCACCAUUCUCCGAUCGCCCUUGUCCACCUUAUUGGAGUACACCGGCUUCCUCAGAACCCGGUCCAGUAAUUCGGAAUCCGACUCUUUAUUGAACAACGGUGCCAACGCCGGCUUGCGGCUGCUUUCAAAUGACUCUGCACCUACCCCUACUGCAAGCAGCAGUGGCAGUGCAGGAGAGGUUUCCAUUAGGAUAAUUGGUUCUGCAGAACACGACCAUGACAGGGUUGGCACUGCUCUGCAUUCGGGGCCAUCUACUGCGCAGACCGAGUCCUUUUCAAGGCCCGUUUCUAGGUCGCCGUCUGGAGCUUCUGUACUGUCCUCAUUGGAGAGUCAGGUUGAUUUGCGAAGUGAUAGAGAGUCUGUGGACGGGGCUUCAAAUGCGACAAAUGCAGGUGGUGACGCAGACGGUGCUGAGGGAGUUGGCACCAAUAAUAGGGAUUCUUCCUCCUCUUACCAGAGGUACGAUAUACAGCAGGCUGCUCGAUGGAUCGAGCAGGUCCUUCCUUUCUCGUUGCUUCUGCUGAUUGUAUUCAUACGUCAGCACCUGCAAGGAUUCUGUGUUACUAUCUGGAUUGCUGCUUUCAUGUUUAAGUCAAAUGAUAUUGUACGGAAGCAGACAGCACUAAAGGGUGAGAGGAAAAUAACGACUCUUAUUGGCAUCGUCAUUCUUUACUCACUUCAUGUUUUCGGGUUUUACUGGUGGUAUCGAAAUGAUGUGCUCUAUCCUUUGCUGAUGCUGCCUCCAAGAACCAUACCUCCUUUCUGGAAUGUGAUAUUCAUUAUCAUGGUGAAUGAUACACUUGUCCGUCAGGCAGCAAUGAUCCUCAAAUGUAUGCUCUUGAUAUAUUUCAAAAACAGCAGAGGUCGAAACUACCGUAGGCAGGGGCAAAUGUUAACUUUAGUUGAGUACCUGCUGCUUCUUUACCGUGCACUGCUCCCUGCCCCUGUUUGGUACCGUUUCUUUUUGAACAAAGAAUAUGGGAGUCUUUUCUCAUCGCUUAUGACUGGAUUGUAUUUAACCUUCAAGCUUACUUCUGUUGUCGAGAAGGUCCAAUCAUUCAUUACUGCUCUGAAAGCAUUGUCAAGGAAAGACAUCCAUUAUGGAGUUUAUGCUACAACUGAACAGGUCAUUGCAGCUGGAGAUUUGUGUGCUAUUUGCCAGGAAAAGAUGCAUUCUCCAGUCCUUCUACGUUGCAAACACAUAUUUUGUGAGGACUGUGUUUCUGAGUGGUUUGAGAGAGAACGGACUUGCCCUUUAUGCCGGGCAUUGGUGAAACCAGCUGAUCUUAGAUCAUUUAGUGAUGGGUCAACUAGUCUAUUUUUUCAGUUAUUUUAAAUCCAGGAAGUUUUGUGCUUUGGAGGCUUUUAAUCCUCAACUCGAAGCAGCUCUGUCCUGAUCACACCAUCUGCAUAGAAAAUCUUGAUUGUAACUGUUCUGUUGCCAUUGACACGGUCAUAUGUUGUAAACAGAAAAUGUGUGUGAAUAGCUCCCUGUAACUGGAGUUAUGUUCACGGUCAAACAGUAUAAGCAAUAUAGCAUGCGGUAUAUAAAAAGCACAGUUUUGAUCAA
Messenger RNA from Salvia miltiorrhiza (redroot sage), 2099 nucleotides. RefSeq lists its product as uncharacterized. The record is from RefSeq and is a predicted model, not a curated record. Gene Ontology annotation, biological process: positive regulation of ERAD pathway. The transcript is spliced from 9 exons. Gene Ontology annotation, molecular function: ubiquitin protein ligase activity. The coding region runs from base 414 to 1865 and encodes 483 amino acids. NCBI's taxonomy places the organism in Eukaryota, Viridiplantae, Streptophyta, Magnoliopsida, Lamiales, Lamiaceae.